AUGGGCGACGACAGAUACUACACUUUGGCCGAAGGAUGCCCCUUCGCAAACAACAGCACCGCUGUGCUGAUGCGGGGCAGACAGGGCGGCAGCCUAGGAUUGCUUCAGGAUACCCAGCUCAUUGAGACUUUAGCUCAUUUCUCUCGCGAAAGAAUCCCGGAGCGAGUCGUUCAUGCCAAAGCUGUUGGAUCCUACGGCGAGUUCGAAGCCACCCGCGACUGCUCCGACUUCACCUGCGCCAGCUUCCUCAACAAGGUCGGAAAGAAGACUCCGGUGCUUCAGCGCGUGUCAACGGUCGGACCCGAGUCGGGAUCUGCCGAUACUUCUCGCGACGUGCACGGAUGGGCAAUGAAGCUCUACACGGACGAGGGAAACCUCGACUGGGUUUUUAACAACACGCCUGUCUUUUUCAUUCGCGACCCGAUCAAGUUCCCGUCGAUGAACCGAUCCCACAAGCGACACCCCCAGACUCACCUUCCUGACGCAAACAUGUUCUGGGAUUUUCACGUCGGCAACCCCGAAGGCAUCCAUCAACUUCUGGUUCUAUUCAGUGACCGCGGCACUCCCAAAUCGGUCCGCUACAUGAAUUCGUACAGUGGACAUACAUACAAGUUCACUAAACCGGAUGGCUCAUUCAAAUACGCCAAAAUCCACGUCAAAACCCAGCAAGGGAUACAGAACUGGAGCCGCGAAGAAGCUACCAGGAUCGCCGGAGAGAACCCUGACUACAUGAUCCAGGACAUGUUUGAGGCCAUCGAGCGGGGCGACUAUCCUGUCUGGAAUGUCUAUGUCCAGCUGAUGAGCCCUGAGGAGGCCGAGAAGUACAAGGUGAACCUCUUUGAUAUGACCAAGGUUUGGUCGCAUAAGGAUUUCCCUCUGCUGCAGAUCGGUCGUCUUACUAUGAACCGCAAUCCGCGAAACUACUUCGCAGACAUUGAGCAAGCCGCAUUCUCGCCAUCCACUAUGAUUCCGGGAUUCGCCGCGUCUGCUGAUCCAGUGCUCCAAGCACGUCUCUUCGCAUACCCCGACGCGGCCCGUUACCGACUCGGCGUGAACUACCAGCAACUCCCCACCAACGCAGCCAAGGUCCAGGUUUACUGUCCUUUCCAGAGAGACGGAAAGAUGCGAUUUGACGACAACUACGGCGGAGACCCCAACUACGUUGGCUCCUCCAUCAAGCCCACCAAGUUCUACCAAGAAGUGAAGGGAACUCACCCUGCAGCACUGGCCCUACACACCGAGCAUGAAAAGUGGGCGGGUGAGGUCUCAGCCUAUACUAGCGAAAUCACUGACGAAGACUUUGUCCAGCCCGCAGCAUUGUGGGAGGUUAUUGGCCGCGAGCCUGGUCACCAGGAUAGGCUUAUUGACAAUCUCGUCGGCAGCAUGAAGGGUGUUAAGUACCCGGAGUUGCGCAAGGCUGUCUAUAGCCUCUUUAGUCGUGUCAACAAGGAUUUUGGAUUGAGGUUGGAAGAGCGUACAGAAGCAGCAAUCAAGGCUGCGUGA
Aspergillus chevalieri is the source of this 1503-nucleotide messenger RNA. RefSeq names its product catalase. The coding region runs from base 1 to 1503 and encodes 500 amino acids. Gene Ontology annotation, cellular component: peroxisome; cytoplasm; mitochondrion. The transcript is spliced from 11 exons. Gene Ontology annotation, biological process: hydrogen peroxide catabolic process; response to hydrogen peroxide. Lineage: Eukaryota; Fungi; Ascomycota; Eurotiomycetes; Eurotiales; Aspergillaceae. Gene Ontology annotation, molecular function: heme binding; catalase activity. The record is from RefSeq and is a predicted model, not a curated record.